Molecule: messenger RNA, 663 nt
Organism: Ailuropoda melanoleuca (giant panda)
Lineage: Eukaryota; Metazoa; Chordata; Mammalia; Carnivora; Ursidae
Product: annexin A1-like
Exons: 1
Biological process (GO): phagocytosis; signal transduction; negative regulation of coagulation
Cellular component (GO): nucleus; plasma membrane; vesicle membrane
Molecular function (GO): calcium-dependent phospholipid binding; calcium ion binding; phosphatidylserine binding
Source: RefSeq, a predicted model, not a curated record
AUGAAGGGUUUAGGAACAGACGAACAAGCUUUGAUUGACAUUAUUGUGCCAAAGACCAAUAGAGAAAUGAAACAAAUUAACGCAGUUUACAAGGAAGAAUAUAAGACAGACCUGUCGAAGGAUAUUGCAUCUGAGACUUCCGGGGAUUUCCGAAACAUCUUACUUGCUCUUUGCAAGGGUGUUCGCAAUGAAGAUGUCCGUGUAAAUGAGGAGCUUGCUGACAAAGAUGCCAGGGCACUGUAUGAUGCUGGGGAAAAGAUUAAGUCAGCAAAUGCAUCUGUGUUCAUAGAAAUAUUUGCAUCAAGAAGUCCCAUGCACCUUCAGAGAGUAUUUCAGAACUAUUCAAAGAUAAGUAAACAUGAUGUGGGGAAAGCCUUGGAUCUGGAGUUCAAAGGGGAAAUUGAAAACUGCCUGGUCGCCAUCCUUAAGUGUGCUUCCAGCAAACCAGCAUUUUUUGCAGACAGGCUAUUUGAGGCAAUGAAGGGUUCUGGAACAAAUGACAAAGAGCUGAUCAGAAUUCUGGUCUCCCGCUGUGAGAUUGACAUGAAAGAAAUCAAAGCUCUUUUCAAGAGAUUUUAUGGCAGAUCUCUCCACCAGGCCAUUUUGGAUGAAACUAAAGGUGAUUAUGAAAAAUGCCUUCUCGGUCUGGUUGGACAUGACUAG